Molecule: messenger RNA, 171 nt
Organism: Perkinsus marinus ATCC 50983
Lineage: Eukaryota; Perkinsozoa; Perkinsida; Perkinsidae
Exons: 1
Coding region: 1-171 (56 amino acids)
Source: RefSeq, a predicted model, not a curated record
AUGAUGCAGGAUGAUGGUCGUUGCUUAGAGAGCUCCAAUAACUUCACCUACGUCGACAUGUGGAAUGUAGAGAGCGUCGAGCCAACCCAGGGAAUCUUCCAGAAUGUUCACGACUCGGCGGCCCUGUUGGUCACUGGCAACAACUUCUAUAUGCAUUCUGAUGCUGUGUAA